GGCAAAGGUCCGCGUCUGUGUUGGCGGCGUUGGGCUCAAUUGACCGAUGAGCACCCGCUGUGCACUCAGGAAGCCGACCAUCCAAACACACACACACGACAAGAGGGGCAGUCUGAAGUCUAUCAGGCACACCACCCGCCCCCCAACACGCACAACCAAACCCAACGAACACCGAAGCAGACACCCGCACGUCAACUGGAACCGACACAGACACCAAAUAGACAGAAAGACACACCGCACACAUCAGGUCAUGGCACACUUAUCUCCCCCGCCCUUUGAUCUCUCUGCACCGCAACACAAAAGUGGCAGCUGCUGUCUGUCAGGCAAACCCAGCUGGACAGACGAAAGGCCUUACACACUCCACACACAUCAGACCAGAAAACCCUAUCGCUUGUACUUCUUCAUGAUCCCUCUGAUCUCCGGCCUGCCCUCCCCCCAAUCCCACGGCGUCUUCCCCUGUUGUGAUGAGAUGAGAUGAGAUGAGAUGAGCACACACCACUCAGCCCAUCGAUGGUGUGAAUGUCUGUGUGCACUCACCCUGUUGUUUUUGAUGUCCAGCAGAGCACCGCCCCCCCACUCGAGCCUUUGAGAAUGACACACACAGACACAGAGAGAGAGAGAGAGAGGAUGAGAUGUUCGCGUCAGUCAGUCAUCUGUAUCGCCCACAGCUGAGACACAGCCGCAGAUUUGUCCCAGUGUGCAGCCCAAUGGAGUGCCGUGUCUCCGUCCUGUGUGUGUCAUGCACACAAAGGCAAAGGCAAUCAAUCAGUGAGAGAAGACUGUGUUGUCUCACCUUGUCCGUCUGUGUGAGCAGGUCCUUUCGUUUGGCAUACAGGGCCUUCAACACAUCGACGUGACCCUUGUUGCAAACCGCCAUUAUGAAUGGCGUCUUGCCAUCCUGCAAUCAACACACACACGCACACAAUCGACACACUGAGGCGUCAGAGACAUGUGUGUGCUCUGUUACCUUGUCGCGUGCAUCGAUCAGUUUGGGAUCCCACUCCAGCAACUUAUUGACCGCCGCAGCAUGGCCCUUCAUGGCAGCAUAGUGCAUGGCAUUCCAACCAUACGGCUGCAUUCCAUCACAGCCAACACACAUUUUCUCUCACCAUCAGCAGUACACAAGAUGGUUUGUCUGUGUUGGUACCGAGGUCUCUGUUUGCUGCAGUACGUCAGGUUUGCUCUCAUACAUAGCCGACAUGACGCCCACGUGACCCUCCCAUGCAGCCUUGAGAAAGGGUGUCCACUGCCGAAAUGAGAACACACAGACAGACGACUGAGGGAACUUCUGUCGUCUUCACGAUUGCAUACCUCGUUGUUGUCUCGUUUGUCGAGUAUGUUCUUGCCAUCCCUCUUGAUCAGUAAACGAACGGACUGCUCAUCGGCGAACUUGACGGCAUCAAACAUGUCAGUCUGCCACACAACCAGCACAAGAACAGCGGCCCAUUGACGUGUGGGGUUCAGCUGCUGUCUCCCUGACGUGUUUGAUCUUCGGCUGUGGGGCGCCCGGCGGUGUCUUCACUGACGGCUGCUGGGCGGGGGGCGCUGCACGGCACACAGAUCAUGUGGUGCUGUGGCUCUGUGUGUGUGUGUGUGUGUCUCAUAGACCUAUGUGCUGUGAGGGCGGCUGAGAGGCCUUAGCCACACUCGGCGGUCCCGUUGUGGUGCUGGCCGUGCUCAUGUGGACACCCGACGAGUGCCCGACGGCAGACACAUUGGUGGACGAUGCACCUGUCGGAGAAUGCGAAACAGCCGCUGGAGGCCAGAACGAGACAAAAUGACAAACACGUAUGCGAUCGAUCGUGUGCAGCUUAAGCAUGUGUAGACGCACCUUGUCGUUUGAAACUUCCUAAUAGCCACCCCAUCGGGCCCUUCCGCGACUGCGUUGCAGCCCCCGUCCCCUGUUCAAUUGCGGGCGUCCCCUCAUGAGUUCCAGGAAUGUCCGAGAUCCCCAGCGAGUCGAGAAUCUGUCAUCAAGACGGAACAAUAAUACGUACCCCUCCUCCUUCCCUCUCUGAGUGAGUGCAUGUGACUUGUUUGGCUGUGGGCCGAUCAGCGGGGUUUCGGGCAAAGCAACUCUGAUACAACGUCCAUCCCACACAGUGAGAGACAAGAACCGCUGAGCUCAGCAAUCGACGUUGGAGUAGCAUAAUAUCUGUUUACCUUGAUGACCCCUUUGGCCUUUGCGGGAACGGAGUUGGGGAUCUCGGGCGCCUGGAAAUAGCCGCAAUCACAUGCUGUCACGUUCCAUGCAUCUCCUUUGAAUCACCUCUCUGUAGUUGACGACUUUCUCCAUGAGUUCGUCCAUCGAGACGCCGUGCAGCUGACAAAUGAUGACUCCGACGGCCCACAUAUCCGCCUUGGUGGUCAGUUUAGCUGUGGAACACGUCACGCCAUUCAUUGAUGUGGCGUCAUUUAGGUGGCGCUUACCGUUCGUUUUAAGCGCCUCUGGAGGCAUAUACAACCACGUCCCAGCAGCUGCAUGUAGACGUGUGACAUACACAUAGAUUUAGGCAUCCUUCUCAUAUGUGUCUCUCUUUACCGCCUUGCACGGACAUCGCCGUCUUGCUCAGAUCAAUCACCAGGCCAAAGUCCGUGAUCCUGAUUAUCAACUCUUUGGUCACCUGCAUUGCAAACAAACGGCAAAUGAACGGUCAAAAGGAAUGACAGCUCAGUGUGCAGCUUACCAGUAUGUUGUCGGGUUUAAGAUCGCGAUGGACAAUGUCAAAGUUGUGAAAGGCUUGCACGCCCUCGCAAAUCUGUCAUCGAGAGGCGGUCUUCAUUCGGGUCAGUUUGCUCUCUUUGGUGUGUCACCUGUUUGAUGAAUUUGUCACGGAGGUCGGCUGGCAGCGGCUUCCCUGUCUCGAGGUACGCCUGCAGCGGGCCGGCCUCGCACAGCUCUGACGCAGAAAGGCGACAAGCAGGCAGAAUGUGACAGGAAGACCAGCCAAAGAGAGGGUCUUUACUCCUAGUACCUGUGACGAUUAUGGGCCCGUAGGUCCUGUGUGAGCAGAUGCCCAGGAACUUGAUGACAUUCGGGUGCUUCAGGUACAGCACCAAGGGCUCCACCUCCUUCAAGACGUCAUCGUAGAGCUCCUGUGCCAGUGAACAGAUGACAGCAGCUUCUGUCAAAGGUGUCACUGACAAUAAUGUGGGUUCCUCACAUUCAGAUCUGCUUGGCUUCUUUUCCCCUCCGCGACGACCUUGACAGCCACAGGGUGACCCUUCCACUUACCCUUGUACACAAUCCCGAAGGUCCCUCCCCCUGUAGUCGCACGACAUCAGGCUCAGUGAUGACAUCUAUCGCUACAUGAAGGUCUCGAGCUCACCGAGUUUGUCUGCCUCACUGAAUGUGCACGUGAGCUCCUUGGGACCUAUGCGGAGGCGGGGUUGCAGAUCAGACGCCACAACAGAGGGGGAACUGGCAGCGGUCCGGUG
This is a messenger RNA of Vitrella brassicaformis, 3438 nucleotides long. Lineage: Eukaryota; Vitrellaceae. The record is from the annotation of a GenBank genome assembly.